This is a messenger RNA of Varroa destructor (honeybee mite), 18881 nucleotides long. RefSeq lists its product as uncharacterized. The record is from RefSeq and is a predicted model, not a curated record. Lineage: Eukaryota; Metazoa; Arthropoda; Arachnida; Mesostigmata; Varroidae.
AUAGUUGUGAUACGGUGCUGCGGUCGAAGUUCAGCUCCACUCGUCUGAAUUGACUUAGGUUCCGUCUCAUCCCGACAGAACUGCCAGUAUAAGCCGUCGCCGUUUUGGACAGGAUCAGAAAUCAGGUCGGAUCACCGAGAGACGGCGGCGGCGGCAGCUGCUGCCGCUAUUGCAACGGGACAGCGACAGCUUUAUGAGUCCGGUACGAAUGCCAACAAUAGCGAUAUUAACGACGGCGAUACAAAGAUAGCAGUAGGGGGCAAGAUGCAGCGAGCGAUCUUGCAGCUUUUGCGGCGCCUCUAAUGCUACUGUCGCCGCCGCCGCUGUCGUCGUCGUCGUCGUCGUCGUCGCCGUCGCCGUCGCCGCCGCCGCCGCCGCCGCUGUUGCUACUGCGAAGACGACAACGGGACGAAAAGCGGCCCGAAAGCGGAAUUGCUUGUGAACAACGUUGCGUUUCUUGAGGAAUGACCUGAGUUUUAUUGCGCUGCUCAGGACGCUGUUACAUCCUGGCUGGCCAGGAUAUCAAAUAUAUCUUUCAUUAUUGUUUGGUGCUUCAGCGGUUUGUUGAUGGUUAAUUCCAAUUCGCGCAUUAAUAGAUCUCUUCUGAGGCUGACCGAAGCUCGUGCACUCGUUAUGGCGCUCGAGCGGGCACCAUAAUAAGCGCUGCGAUAUUAUGAAUUCGGGUGCGUGUUAUGUGCUAUAGAUUAGGUGAGGUGCUGGUCUUUGGAUCUUGAUCGGUUACUAGUUCAGUUGGUGCCUAACGGUUUGCCUUGCUCGUCUACUCAACACCAGCUUCAUUUACAAUGAAGUGCUGCUUGACUAACGAGCAAACCCCAUCCGUCCUCCCGACCCUAAUCGCUACAUGUGAAUGCUAAGCGGUACAUUGCUAAUAUCGAGCGCCGGUCGGGCGAACGCUACGAAAUUCCGUAGCGGCGCGAAAUCGUUGCCCAUUUCGUACUUCUAGCGUACUCCUAACUGUGCUAGGUCGCGAGUUUCACGGUGGUUUUAUGUGUCACAGUGUCCAUCGCGGAUGAAUAAUAAUGCUUUCGAGUUGAAUGGAGUGUUGUUCUAUUACGGUUGUUUUUUAUUUAUAGACUUUUGGCAUAUUUAUCUGGCUAUGAAGAAUCGGAGCUCGUUUAAGAGUACAUUGAGUACUAUGUCGAAUGCAAGAGUUGUUUACAACACUUGCGUAUCAGUCAUGAUGUAAUAUUAUUAGUUUGUCUGGGUGCUUCUUGUAAUUCGAACGUCAUCCUUCAGUGAUUUGGCGGGUGUACAAGCCCGCGAAACUAACAAAAACCUCGAUCCUUAGCUAUACUUAUGGUAACUUUCUAUCACUGCUAAAUGCAUUCGAAUCCGUUUGCCUCACACAGGCCUAUUCGCCUGUUAUAUAAUAGCCGUAUAUGCCCAUUUUAACUCAUCUGUUCCUUGUCGAUAUCAGAGAACAGCACAGAGAGGGUCAACCGCGAAGAUAACCGCUCACUCAGCCAGAGCCAACAGGGUCAGCUGUUGGCAAGCUCGAAUCCGAGUCGGCAUCACUUGCAAUAUGUAUGUGACGCUAUAAACCGUAAGCAACGUGCGUUAGCAAACAACAGUGAAAACUCUGAACCCGCCUGUUCGUCCAUACAUUUCGUCCGUCCUUGACGCCAAGCCAAUUUAUUGUUGAUCUUCCACUUGAUACUGUUGACGCGGCAAACGCGUGCUAAUCCUGCGGCAUCUGUUAAAUGCUAUUUGUCCGUCCAUCUGUCAGUGCAACUAUCUGUCGACGGGAGAAACAGCUCCUGACCGCUGAAGCGAGUGACCUCAAGACGUACCGGCGCCAUCGCGGCGAUCAGCCACGCACAAAUGGCCUCAAACCACCAUAAUAAAACUGGUCGUGUAAUAGCGUAGCGGCGUAUCGGAAGCUGAAGCCGUCGGCGGAACAGUGUUGAAUUUAUAUCGUUCUGUAUAACGACACCAUCUGCAGCGACUGCUGUUAGAGUUUCAGACCUGCAGGUUUUAACAGAUCGGAUCUGCCAGCGGCACUGACCUGACUGAUCGUUCGUUUCCUAAUGGUAACAGAGACUUGCCGACGACGAUGUCCGCUUGAACGGGCGAAUGACCGAUUGAGUCCGUCAGCCGAAUAGUGUGAAUCUGUGCUGAUAUGCCUCUUAGCUCUGUAUGUAUAUGUGCUUUGGUCACGGCCCGCCUCGUCCGUCAGAGUCGCGAGGGGUCGUACAGUGUGGACGGGGGUACGGCUGUUAUCUGAAACAAUGCCCAACGGCAGCAUUGGGACGUAAAAUUCGAAGCAUUAAUUAGGUAGUGCAAUUGGCAUAAUCCACUAUGUUUGUUCACGUUAUAUCCACACUACUUCCCUGAGAGGUGAGACGUUUUGUCGCAUCUCUUGCUGUUUUGUCGUCCUCUGGCAAUGAAGGGCAGUGUCGAUUUACUCGACUAGAACGAGAGCUGGACCAAGUUCGAUUUUAUCCACAGAAUGAAUAGGUGGUAAAUAGCUUGACUGAAUAGAAGUGUGAUCUUCGUCUGCUGUGUGGGCGAAGGAUGCAGCCGGUAGAGAACAAGAUCUUGGGGACUCUUCGACUCGUUUUCCUUAUCGUGUUCUGUGGGAUCACAAUACUCCUCGUAUUAGUUAAGUGUUGAAAGAAUUUUGUAAUAGAAUAUGAAACAGCACAUAACAUCUGUGGGGUCGGCAGGAUACGACGCUUUAGAAAGUCUUUCGCUGCUGACUGUUUCGUCGUUGAGUUCAGCUCUGAGGGACGAUGUCAGCCAGACAUUUUCGCCUGUACUUCGGCAUCUGUUGUGGCCAUUUGUGUCGACUCUGUUAGGUCGCAUUUCUGCAGGUCAUUGCAUAGAUAUGUGUAGAAGUAAACACCAAAGAGAUUGUCGGAGAGGGUGCGUGUGCAUGUAAGCAGAGCGUCAUACAUAAACAAACAAAGGAAAAAACAUAGCCAGCCAGGCAAUCAGCUGUGGCAAACGAUACCGGGAAGACAGCCAGACGAAUUAGAUAAACCAAUCGACAGUCGCAUAGAUGGAGAAACGGAGCGCAAGACAAUAGGCCGUUAGUAAGACAGAGUGACGGCGUAAGAAGAGCAUUCGAUCACCAGUUAGCUCAGACUUCACGCGGGUGAACUCCCCCCGCGAGAGCAAGCAGUUUGUAGUGCUUCUUACGUGAGGAUAUUUCGGAAUACACCAGCACAAAGAGGCAUUCCUCAUCCUUGACCAUUGUCGUUCACCACCAGCUGAAAUAAGCAUGAGCAUAGGACAAACGCUGGUUUGAUUGUGCGGGGAAGGAACACAUUGUCGUUCCCGCCCGUUAAAGCGUCGGUUGAACGCCCCGUGUUCGUUGUGAAAGAUUUGUGCAGAGAAACAAACAAGUGACCCAAACGGAGUAUUGAGGUGUACCAUACAGUGACUUUUGUGAGGGUAUAAAGCUUUCGAUAUGACAUAUACGUGGAAAAUAGGAUCACUAUGUGUUCAUGUUUAUGAGCUGUGAGUUAGCUGUGAGUGCGCCUUGGAAAUCUGCCUACAAGUUAUUGAGUGUCGGAUUGUGUUAAUGAUGACUGUAUCGAAGGUUUAGAGAGUGGGGUUUAUGCCUCCGGAACAUGUCGACGACGGAUUUUUGGACUGCGCCAAAAGCCAGGGCAGAAAAGCGCGGCUGGCAGAGAUCUUCGUCAUUGUUGUUCGCUUCAUAUCAUUACUGUUAUUUGAAUAGGUCUUGGAAGUUAGUGCAUGAAGAGAAUCAGGUAGUUCGUAGCGUUAUUGCACCUUUGUUUGCCGUUGUUGUUGCUGUUGCUGCUACUCAUCUUCGAUCUGCCACCUCCGUUUCCGAUCGCGGUUACCAGAAUUGCCAUUAUUACUACUUUCGCCGUCAGUCGUUAAGAGACUAAUUUCUUAUAGCGAGUUCUAAAAAAGUCGUGUGGUAACUAGUAUAAAAUCGGUGAUGCUACGACCAGUAGGUCGUCUUUCGAACGGCUAGCAGAAGCAGCGUAACGCCACAGGGCAGACGAAGUCUUGCAAGCUGCGAACCUCAGUUAAAAAAUACCGCAUAGGACCCAUAGGUUGUGACGGCUGCAGGUACAUCUGCAGCAGUCUGCUUCUGCAAAUACCAGGAACACUUGGCGCCCCAGUGGCUCGAGUCCACGCGGCCGCCCCUCUUCCGGGCGGCAAAGCCCGGAACGCGAGUCAGAUAGGUCGGGCGGUGGGCGUCGUCGCUAGGAGGUCGUCGAGGGCGGCGUGGCAAUUUGCCUCGCGCCCCCCGGCCUCUCGCCGCGACCCCCAACUACCGCCACCAUAGAUCCGCUGGCCAACCUGCUGUCCAGCUCUGGGUUGUCGUCAACCUCCGCCCCUUGCGCCCCCGUCGACCCGUCGCAAUCCUCCGAUGGCGCUCCGAACAGCAACGCCUCUCCUGGAGGUGGAGGCGGUGCCGGUGGAGGAGCUGGAGGUGGUGGACUCUCGCCGCCGACGCCGGCAGGUACCACGGCGACAACGAAUAGCACGGCGGCGAGCACGCUGUCGCCAGAUAACAGCAAUCAGGCUAACGCAGUCGGUGCCGCCGGCAACGUUAGCCGUUCUAGCGAGGGCGUCCUCGUCUCCACUGGAAUCGUCGGGUCUACUAAGUCGCCACCUGCGCUCGGACCUGUCCCAGGCCCAUCCCAGCACGGUCUACAACAGCAAACGGUGCAAACAAACGCGGCUGCGACCCCCGGCGCACCAGCAACCUCUAGCGGAGUGUCCGGUGUUAGUUCUGGAACCAGUAUCAACAUCACGGCCCCAGCAGCUAACAACACGGGAUCAGGAUCGGGUACCAACAACAACAAUAGUAGCAGUGGCACUUCCGGCAAUGUGUCUGCUUCCGCAGGCGUUGGAUCCGUUAUCGAUCCGUCGGACUUCGGGUCGGCGGCGCAGUUGCUUUUCCCCCCAGGCAGCAGCCUAGAUAUGGAUGACGGGGGUAAGUGUCUGCUAGACGUCAUCAAUGAUCCGCUGCUGUUUCAGUCGUUUUUCGAGGGCCGCGAAGAUGCUGACGGUGACGGCCUGUCGGCUAACAUGCUCGACCAACAUCUUGAGAGCCUCGCCCACAGCACCAGCGUGACUACCACCACAAAUGCCCUUGGUGGCAAUCCACUCGUUGAUGUUGGCGGCAACGCUAAUGCCGGCGGUGGUGGCGUCGUCGUUGGAAUGGGCGGAAACCUAGGAACCGUAGGACCCAACUCAGCGGGCGUUUCCCUUGCUUUGGGGUCCGCGAUUGCCGCGGGUGGUAUCACGGCUGCGGCCGCACUUAGACCGGUCUCUCUUGCAAACGGGGGGUUGAGCUGCCCCUCGCAGAGCUCUGCACAGUCAACGGGCUCGCCUGACGGUGCAGCGAACGUCCAUAGCAUAAGCAAGCAAGAGCGUCACGAACAACAGCAGCAACAGCAGCAACAACAGCAGCGACAACAACAACAGCAGCAGCAGCAGCAGCAAACGUCGUCACAACAAUUGACGCAAGUGUCCGUUGGGCUCAGUUUCGGUAGACUGGACGAUUUCAGUUUGCACGCGACCGGCGCGCAGAUACCGUCACAAAUUAAUCUUGAUCAGAUUAAUUUAAGACUCGACUCUAGCGCUCCGGGAUUAGAAGCCCUGCAGCAACAGCUGCUUUCCUCGCCCGCGUACCAGGCCGGUUUAAGUAAGGCUUUCAACGAUGUCCACCCCACGGCUACCAGCCACCCCCCGGGUCAAAUGCUCUCAAAUGGCCAAUUGUCAGCUGAUCUUGAAGGCUGUCUCAACGGCACAAGCGAAUCCCCUCCAACAACAAAAGCGACACCAAGCAGCAAUAGCAGUCCUAAUACGACGACGAAUAGUAACAACAAUAAUUCUUCUUCUUCUACGACAUCAGCGGCUACGCCGGCCACAGCAGCGCUUGCUCACACCAGUGGCAUCAGCAGUCACAGCAAUAAUAACAACAAUAACUGUUCCACGACUAGUAAUACGUUGAGCAACAGCAGCAACAAUCCUAGCAACCAACUGAGCGGCCAGCAAAAUCCGUCAACAACAGGAUGCGGAAGUGUCAUGGAGGUAGCUUCCCCCCAAGCGGGAACCGCACCACGUGCCUCAGUACCUCAUCAUCAGCCACCUCCGCCAACGGCGUAUUCGCCGGCCCCUGGACCCGCAGCUUCGCCAGUGCUUCAGGCUGGGGGGCUUGGAGGGGCAUCACCUGCUCCACCCCCAUCGCCGGCCGCCUUAGCCACGAGUCAACGAUCGACGCCCACGUUAUCGGGUGUAGCGUCGCCUUUGAUGGCUGGCUGUGUCAGUGGAGCGGGCCCGCAGAUCGUGAUUGCUGGCGGGUCCACGGGAUCAGGUUCAAUACCACCGCCUCCGCGGACGUUAACGCCGUCGCAAUCUCCGCGUCUACUCAACGGUGGCGCGUCGACGCCAAACGGACUAUCAGCGAACGCUUGCGGCGGAUCAAAUACGCCGGCAUCAAACCCUGCUACACCCGUGCCAUCAGUUACUUCGGACGUGAUCACUCCCUCGCCAAGUCCCCACCUGCAGCAGAUAGUUGUCGCGACCCAACCACAACAGCAACAACAGCAUAUAACACUUUCAACGACUCCAACGCCCCCGACGAGUUCACAACAGCCAACCUCUGUUGCUACAACGCAUCAAAUCCAUCAACAACAGCAACGACAACAGCAGCUGCUUCAGCAGGUGGUGGCCUCUGUGGCGAGCUCAACUGCGACGACAACCCAGACCUCAUCAAUAUCGGUUUCACCCGCCGGUCCACAGACGGGACAAGCCCCACAAAUCAUUCUUGGGCCACAACAGGCUGGCAUUCUGCAGGCCGGUGGCUCAAGUACCAUCUUGCUCAACCAGGCGAUGCUGCAGCAACAGUUACAAGCAGCCGCCGCCGCCGCUGCUGCCUCGUCGGGGCACACGUUGGCGGCCACAGCUGGCGCAGCGGGUGCCGCCUCCCACCAUCAUCACUCUACACAUCAUCAUCACCACCAUCAUCACCAUAGUCAGUCGGCGCAAGCACAGCCUCAGCCAUUGUUUGUGCAGUCGGUAAACGGCCAACUGCAGUUGAUUCAUCGGCCAGCAACGAUGCUGCAGCCACAGCAUGUGGCAGCUGGCACGGUCGGAGCUCCAAGUCAGCAGCAUUCCGGAGGAAAUGCUGCUGCAACAAAAGCAAUCAUGCUUGGCCACCCGGGUCAGCCGAGGCCGAAUUACGUGCUCGCCCCGAAGCUCAACCCAGGCGGAGGGCUAUCGUUCCAGCUGCAGCCUGCCUCCCCGCAACAACCCCAACCGCUAUUGCUCCAGCCGCAGCAGAUUAAUCAUGCGUCGCAGAUGUCGACGAUCCAUUUGACUGGCCCUGGCCCCACGUUCGUGCAGAUGGGCGCCACACCCGCGGCGGCGGGUCAGCCGCAGAUUAUUGCGACGGCCACGCCGCCGCUUCCUACAACGCCGUCCCCAGCACCUACGCCUAUGUCCCAGACACCAAGUCCGGCGCCAAGCAAUAGCAGUAAACCACCGACGCCCUCUGGCAGCAAGGAGGGCGGUGGUAAAGGCGGAAAGAAUGCUACGGGCGGCAGCGGGAAUAACAGCCAACAGCAACAAAACAAGGCUCGGCCAAGCGUCAAUUUGGGCGACCUUCUCAAGGAGCACGGUAUACUCGACGCGUCCCCGCCACCGUCGCCCACCCCACAGCCGACGCAACAGCAGGAAGCAAUCAUGGAACAGGCAGUACCGGCAUCGGUUCUCGAACCGCCCAAGAAGUCAGCGCUUCUCGAGCGGUUAACGUCCGCACCUCCACCUACUCCACCGGCCGCGACGCAGAAGGUGGGCGUGUUGCAGAUAAACGGGAAUAUGGUGCCGGUCGUCCUUCCACCCCAAGUGGCUGGUCAACUUCAGGCAGCAGCCGCCGCUGCCGCAGUCGGUGGCCAGCUGCAAUCGCUACAGGUGCAGCACCAUGGCCCUGGCGUGACGACCUCAUUAGGUCAGGUCACCAGUGGCGGCAAUGUAAUUACUGUACAGACGUCCCCCUUCCGCCAACAGCAGCAACAGCCGCAAUUAGCAGGUGUUGGUGCUCAUCAUGCCCAGCAGCUGCAGCAAGCUCAGCAACAACAUAUUCAUCAAAUGACUGGAGCAGCUGGUUCACUCCAUCAUCAUCAUCAUCAUCAUCAUCAUAGCCAUCAGGCACAGCAGCCACAUCGGGGCCCACAGCAGCAAGAACAGCUGCAAAUGUCUGCAGCAGGUGCGGUCCUUCCGAGUGCCCAUGCUGUUGUAACGAUGUCAACUGCGGCUGCGUCGGCGGCAAUAGCAACCCAUACGUCGACAAUGUCCACAGCAAACAUAACUAUUAAUAAUAGUAACGUUAGUAAUAGUACAGCCAAGAGCAGCCAUAGCAGCACAGAGGUAACGAAUAAUAAUAAUAGUAAUAAUAAUAAUAAUAAUAAUAAUAAUCCUACUAAUCUUACCAAUAGUGGCAGUAAUAUAAGUGCUAUGCAGCAGCAACAGCAACAAACUACUGUGAUUCAACCCGGAGCCCCUGGCCAACAGCCGAGAAUGGUGUAUCUGUCCGGCAAUGCGGCUAUCGGCGAGGGCGGUAAGGUGGUGUCGUUAGUGGGUGGGCAGAUUCAACAAGUGGGUUCGUUGGGGGCUGGCGGACAAGUUGUGAUCCGCCAUGGCGUUCCACCCCGUCCGCCGCAGAACUCGCCAAUCAACGACCCGUUAUAUGAACGGCUCAAGACGCAAUUAGCCGGUCUCAGCGCGCUAGAAAAUCCGACUGCGCAGCAACGCGUACUGCUGCAGCAGAUGGUGGCGUUGCAAGAGAAGAUGAAACAACAAGUCCAACAGCAGCAACAACAACAGCAGCAGCAGCAGCCACAGGUGGUAGCCGCUCAACCGCAGAUGGUCACAGCUCAGCCCCAUACGCAGCAGGUAUUGGUCACAACACCCGGCGGGGGACAGGUCGUCCUUGGCAGCGGACCCGUCGGAGCUGUGGGCCAACCUCAGAUUAUCACAAUUCAGCCCCAACAGCUUCAGCAGCUGCAGAAUGCUGCCGCUGCCGCUGCCGCAGCGAAUGCGCAGUCACAUCAGCGACCUCAACAGCACUUACGAACUAUCGCGCCAGCUCCGAGCGGCGUGCAGAUGGCGGCCUUGACGAGCGGUCUAAAAUCGACGGGACAGAUGGGAAUAACCGCGUCAGUAACAACGACAACAACGUCAACAGCUGCUGCAGCUGCGAAGGGUCCAACAGGAGCAGCUGGUGCUACGACUGCCACAGCUACCAUUGAUGGGAGUCAGAUUCUUCGGUUAGCCAACGGCCAGACCGCGUUGCUUAACGGCCCUCACACCUUGUCUGGUGUUGGAGGUAUACCACCUGGCGUGGUCGUUGUUCAGGCCCCUGCCUCGCAUCAGGUCGCGCAGCAGGUCGCAGCGACUGCAACAGGACAAACGGGCGCGGUGCAGAUGACUACCGUUUCGGUAACGCCUCAGUCACAGACGGGGGCUACCUCUGCAACGCAGCCAUCGUCACCGUUUGUAAACGCACUUAGCAACAGUCACGCAGGGACGGUUUCGACGGUCGGUGGCGCGGCACCAGCGGAUGGUGGAAGUGCAAUUGCUGGCAAGCUGCAACAGUCACCCCAUCAACAAGGUCUGUUACUAGGCAGUCUUGGCGGAGUUGGUGGUCUGGCGGGCCUACAAGGCUUGCCGGCCAACGCGCAACUUGUCAAGAAACUUGUCCUAGGCAACGUGAACGGAAUACCUACUGUGGUGCAGCUAAACGCAAGCCAGCUAAGCCAGCUGGGUCAGUUUGGCCAUCUGGCCACGUCCACUGGCCCUACGAGCAGUGUUAUACAACUGCUUCAACAGCAGCAGCAGCAGCAGCAACAGCAACAGCAGCACCAACAAGCGGCGGCGAAUCCGGCCCACCUUGGUACAACAGGACCGCAGCUAGUAGUCAGUACGGCUCAAGCUCAAUCAAGCUCAGUGUUAUCAGCGGCGACAUCGACUACAUCGAUGCCGUCGCUUAAUGUACAGGCGUCCGUUGCGCACCCACCUAUGGUUAAAUCUGUUAGUUCUCUACUCAACAAAAUAAUGAUCGGUAGCCAGACAGCAUCGACGGGUCAGCAACAAUCGGUUUCGAACGCGCAUGUAGCCGUCUCAAGCACGAUGACAGUUGUCAACAGUAGUCAGGCGACAAUUGCGCAGGCAGCCGGAGCGGUCAGCGCCCCUUGCACUAUGACAAGCGUGAGCAAUAGCUGCGGUAUGGGAUCCGCAUCAUCAGCAGUUACCGGUUCAACAACAACAACAACACAACAACAGCAGCUUGGACAGCCGGCAGGCGCUACUGGCGACACAGGUGGUCACCAGAUGCAAAUGAAGCUGCAGCCACCUGUGAUGCAGGCCGUCGUUAAAACCGAGGUAUGCGACUCCACUGUUGUGACACCACCAUCUGCCUCCCCCCUGCCGACGGUCCCUGGUCACCUGCAGGGCUCCGUUAUGGCUCAGCUGCAGGGGGUAACUAAUGCAGGUAGUGUUGGUAGCACGGUGGUCGGCGGAGCAGGUGUUGCUGGAGUCGGACUCGGGCUUGGAAACGGUGGCGGGGGUGGGGGCGGCGUCGUGGGCAGCACUGGAGCCACGUUAAUCGUCAGCUCAGCGUCAGCUCCAGCAACAGCUUGUCCAACUGUCCCAUCACCACUGCCCAAUGGGCCGCCCCUAGCGGCCGAAGCACCCAAUACGACAUCGCCGAACCCGCACCAACUUCUGCAUCAGCAAAAUGGCCAACUCUACCAGCAUCAUCAACAACAAGGCCAUCAGUAUCACCAUCAUCACCAUUCACAACAGAGUCACCAAAGCUUUCAUAAUCAAGGCAACAUGACUAUUACCUCAUCAACGACAAAUAAUAACAUCAUUUCCAGCAACUAUAGCCAACCACAGCAUCAGCCAAAUCAACAUCAACACCCUCAAACCAACAGUCAUCACAUCAUCAGUACAAGUGUCGAUCAAGUUCUCAGCAGCAACAACAACAACAACAACAACAGCGUUAUAACCCCUACUACCACAAGCUUAAGCCAGCAACAACAACAACAACAACAGGCUCAACAGGCCAUGAGGCAGACGAUCGCGCAGUCGUCUACAUCGCCGCAUAUCAACGUUUCGCCGAUGUCAACGCCAUCUUCAAUGGCCGCCACUGUAGUUGCGAUUUCGCAGACCCAGGCCACGUCGACUCCCUUGAUCUCAAGCCCCUCGACCGCGGCCUUAGCGGGUUCCCUGCCUUCAGCCGCGGUGGGCUCCACAUUCCAAGCGCCUUCCGGAGCACCGGACGGUGCUCCUCCUGGCAGCGUGACCGAAUUCCCCCGUGCUGUGAUGGCUGCCCGCCACACCUUGAAGGUACAGGUGCCCAUUAGUGUCUCCGUGCCCCACAUUAUCACGAACACUUGCAGCAAUAACAACAACAAUAAUGUAUUUACCAACACCGCGGUAAACCCCGCCCUUGCAAGUUCUGCCGUAAAGACGACUCCGCCCAAAAAGAAGAAAAAGAAAAAGACGAAAAAGGAGAGAGAGAUGGAACAGCCCGAAAGGGAACGGGCCGCGAAAGAAAAACUGACAUUGGCCACGGUCAAAACCGAAACCGGUUCACCACCGCCACCGUCGAUGACAACCCUGACGACAACAUUGACUAUGCCAGCGACGCCUAUGCCAUCGGCACUGACCACGAAUACGGUGAUGGCAAAUACGCCGAUGGCGAAGGUUGUUAUUAAACAGGAUCUGUCCGUUAGUCCUCAGGCGAAUGGGGAUCUUGAACUGAUUCAGCCACCUGCUCUAAUCCCUACUGUGCUCACCGCCGCCCCAUGCGCAAGUGGGACAACACCUGCACUCAUGGUUCAGAAGCAUAUUCCUUCCGUCGUAACACCAACCGCUGCAACACAAAUUGCUCCUCAGACGACGACAGCAGCGGCAACAACAACAACGACAACAACAACAACAACAACGACGACGACGACGACGACGACGACGACGACGACGACGACAACAACAACAACAACUACUACUACCACUACAACAACUACAACAACAAGCGUGAAUCCUGUGAUUAAGACGAAGGAGUCCAAGGAGAGCAAAGCAGAAAAAGAAGGUCAUCACCAAAAAGGCGGCGUUGGUACAGCGGCAACCUCUGUUAUCGAAGCGAAGAAUACGAAGGAUUACUCCAAGGACACUGGCAGUGGCGGCAAAGAGUCGAAAUACGACUCAAAAGAUGGCGGAGGAAAAGGCGGCAGUAACGCGAAGGUAGUAAUUCCAGCGAUGACAAAAGCGGCCAAAAAACGCCAGGCGGCUAAGGAGCGGGAGAGGCUCGCCCAGGAGAAGUUCAAAAGGCAGCGUUUCGAGCAACGUGUUCUCAACGACCAAAAAGAGGUGCUGACGCCUCGACUCGAACCGUUCAAGGAACGACAGGAGGCCAUCAAGCGGCUGCUGUCCUACCACGUGGCGGACGUGGCCGAGCCUUCGGUACUCGCGCUGCAGGAGUGCGACGCUGCCUUCGAGCGCCUCUCCGCGCGGAUGCUUCAGGCAAAGGAGCAUCUCAUUUCGCGCUUCCAUCUCACGUCACUUAAGUCCGGCAUGAGCGAUACGCCAAUGCAUGAAAGUCUACUGGUAUCCCGGCUACUACUCGAUGACGAAAAGCAGUUGCAAUCCGAACGUGUAGAGGAGACGCUCAGCCUAAUGGAGGAGCCUGAUCCCACUGACUUCUUCCCGCUGCCAACAUCCUCACCACAUCAAUAUCACGAUCACCAACAACACCAUCACCAGCAGCAGACGACAACAACUGCGCUGGCAACUGCCACUGAAACAGGAUUCGACAGGGCCGCUAGCGGCUCGUGUCUUAUGGACACGACGCCAACAACGUCGUGCGGCGGCAGCAGCAGCAGCGGUGCUGGUCGAAAUGAUGAAACGCGAUCCGAUAUGCUGCUCCCGGAUGAUCUCGACGAGGACCGUGACGCCGAUCACGAUCAGGCCGAAAGUGGCGGAGGUGGUCGUGUAGACGCUAUGUCGCAACCUACUGUCGAUGACGAUCACGAGCAGACCGAUCAUGAACGCGAGGACGACCCGCUGCAACUGCACAACCAGCGAAGCCGUUGCACGACCGACGUUGACGAAUGCGAAGGCGCCGCUGCUAAUUUGAUGCCGAUACAUGAUGAUCAUCAUCAUCAAUCUCACCAACCUCACCAUGAUCAUCAUCACCACCACCACUCUCACCAUCAUCACCACCAUGAUGAUGUGCAUGAAGCAGACAGCAUAGACCUGGACGAAGGCGCUUCGUGCCAUUCGGUCGGCGGCACGCUGGGCGACGGAGAUGGCGGUUAUUCCCGAUUAGCCUCCCUCAGCGUCCCCAGUGUACCAAGCGUUCAUAGCGGCCACAGCCAAGCCGCUCUCGGUGAAGAUUCGCUAUCCGAGCUCGUCACCGAUGGCCAGCUACUGUCGAAUCAGCUGCUGGCACAGAGCGAUGAUCCCGACCUAGACAACGCGGUUAACUCGAUCCUGUUCGCGUAGUAGAACGGUUGGAAUCAGUGGACAUCCGAGGACAGUACAUUAAUCUAAACAAAUGUUGUUAAAGAAAAGAGCCAUGGAGUUGGGCGAGAGAAUUCGAUAUGGUAAUAAUGACCGAUUGCUUCAUACCUAUGUUAUAUAAUAAUAUAUGUUAUUAUAGGCAGUAUGGGAGUGUGCUUACCACUAUGCACGAUACGAAAAACGGAAAAGUUGAUUAGGGGAAAAGUCAAACUUUUGGAAACACACAUUAACCACUAUUUAGUGAAUUUGUUUUUCCACUAUCAUGGAAUUUUUAGAAAAUCAUUAACAGCGUAUAACAUCAAUAGAGGUAAAACCAACAACAUAUUACGUGGUCAUCUGUGUGCGAGAUGCGUACGAAGAGGCGGCGUUUUCUCGCGUUAAGUACGGCAUAAUACAACGAGAUAGAGAUAAUAGAAAGGAUGUAUUGACAACGAGCGAGGCAAUAUGGCCAUGCAACGUGGCACCCUCACGAAACGACCACGAUCUUCAAUAUCGUUCAAAGCUGCCCCCGCCCUCCCCCUCCCAGUAAGAAAUAGCGGCCGACGAAGGAUUAAAUCGAUUACUACGAAUAGCGUCAUAAUCAAUCGUUUAUCCGCUAAUCAACGCGACCCGGACCGACGAGCGGAUGAUUAACACGAUGCGCCGGUUAGCAGACGACAAAAAGAAGACAGGCGACAAAUGAGGUUGUCUGAAAUGUCUGCACGUGUACGAAACAACAGACUUCGAGAUAGAGUCGUUCAACUGUACAACACAAACAGGUGUACAUUGACUAUGACUAUAGUGAGGUGGAAUGAAAGAGGAGCGUAACAGAAAAUGACGAUGCAAGCGAAAUGAAGCAGCGCGGCGCGAGUGCACGGGAAAGCCGUGUUCGUCCUUCUUUAUGAAGGAGGAGAAGAAGACAGGAGGCGCCAGGCCGAUUUUUACAACAUCGCGGCUCGCUUACCAGCUCAGACGGACAGUGGCGCGAAAUAGGUCGAUACCAAUGGUCGGAGAUCAGUGCGGAAGCCUUAACGAGAAAAACGGGAUACUCUCAGUUUUAUCACGCUACCAGAACAGAUCAUUACAUCGAAUCAUCGAAAUUCAACGUGACAGCGGAGAAAAAUCUCGGCGGCGUAUUGAGAGACGCAGAGACCUUACAAUGACUCCUGGGAAGAGGAAAUGUAACAGUUUAACAAUGACGAGAAUGCGACAAUUAUUAUGAAAAGGAAACAAAACACACGGUCGUCAAAGUUGCGACGAGACUUCGCCCAGAACGUGCAUGAAUAACAUGGCUAGAAAGCAGACGCAAAUAAAAGAAUAACGUAUUAUUAACUAACGCAAGCAUGCCAGGGAGAGAAGUAUCACGAUUACUACCUCUAACCACAAUUUCUUUAGAAAAUGCUCGAGAGGUUACGAUUGUCAACUGAAGUACGAACGUGAAAAGAAGGUCAGUCUAAACUAGCAUGAUACUCUAUAUAACAGAACUGACUGAAGCAAUCAGUCAGAGGAACGUAGCGCCAUAUAAUGAACAUGCGAGAUGGAAGAAAGUGAUGGGUCGAUAUGCUGCUCAGGAAUAGGAGACUCCUCUACCCGAUACUCAGCCGGCCUGGACACUCCCGUAGCAAUUAAAGCGAACAAGCAAAUGAGCUAUUGAUAACGCAAGUGUGCCUCUCUAUACAGAUCGCGUCAUCGAAAUGGCAAACAGAUACAGGUAAGGACCAACACGGCAUUCGUUCAUUGUCGAUGAAAGGCAGUGAAGUGUGAAAACAAGGAUAUAUAACAAACGCUGACUGAUCAUUGUUAUGAUUACUAUAGAGACACGACAUACAAGUGUUAAUACGAUAUAAGUUAUGGCUGUUGAUUUGUCUGUGACUUUUGACAACUACGGCUGGGGCAGGGAGUGUAAACGUGCUAAGCUGACAGAACUAACAGCUGAUGGUGAAAUCGCAUGUAGAAGUGACCUGAAAUGGCUGGCUAGAGUAUAGAAAUGACAUUAACUCAUCUUCAUCGUUACCAGUAAUAUUUUAGAAGUUACACACGAAAAACAAACGAACGAUCCAGACUGUUUUGACCGACAAAAGGCAUCCUAUCGUUCGCUGCGUCAGUGUAUACAUGACAACACUUCGCCGAUAGCAACAUUAGAACAAAAGUAUUCGGCAGCCACAUAGGCGACAAAAUCGGGCAAAAUGACUGGUUUUUCCAACUAUUCCUUGUCGAUCUAUAGCUAUUAAACUGUCGAUGAAUUAGUAGAUAGGUACUCAUCCAUAUCAAACAACGGGUCCGGGCAAUAGCCAGAUUGAUCAACGAUUAUGAUUCCGUUUGUUGUGUUGAUGUUGUUACACAUAUGGGGCGGUGCUUUGUGUGUAUUGAUAAUGACAGGGAGGAUAAAAUGGAGACAAGCAAAUGAUAACGCGACAGAAGGAGCGAUACCAGUAGAGAGCGCAGAACUCUAACGAAAUCAUAUAUACAUAUAUAGAUAUGUAAUGAAAUGUGAGCAAGCCGAGAAGACGUCCAAUUAAGAGUUCGGUAGUAUUAUAGUACGCUUCCGUGUAAACACGAGGUGUGAAUGAAACAAAGGAUAUCACUUUGCUAAUACUUGGUACACCAGAGCUUCAGGAUGAAAACGCAUGUAAAGAUCUGUGUGGGAAUGUACGAGUUUCCGGUCCCCAUAACGAAGCGAAUUUGUUUCCGGGCUAGUUUUUGUUAGUCGCGAGUCGUUACGGUGUUCGACGGUCUAGGACUGCCGUAGUCUAGAGAUCCGCGUUUGUCUGUCGUGGGUCUCUGGCUCCGUGGGCAAUAGGCAAUAAUAAUACCUGGGUUAAGAAAAAGGGACAUCGUUAGCAUGCAGAUCAAUAGAGAGAAUGACCGUUGUGAAUGCUAAUGGUUUUUUGAUUUCAAUCUCGACGGUGACGAUGACUAUUAUUGGAUAUUUCACAGAUUUCGGAACAGUCCUUCCGAAAUGGCGUCGGUGUCCAUAACCGUAAUUAGUGCAGCAGCUAUUAUUAUAGGCAGACGUCUACAAUUUAUGAGCUAUAGCUGAUAUUUUUGCGAAAAUAGACUCGCUUUGCUGAACUCUAUUUUUGAACACGCUAGAAACUAGCGUGACAUGUUCUACAGAGCUCGAUAAUAUUCUUGGGGUUCUUCUUUGUUUGAUCAAUUCAUAGUUUGUCAUAUGGCUAUCGAGCGACUUAGAUAUGGUGCGCGUCACCUGUGUUAUUGUGUGGAACAGCUGGGAGUACUCGUCGUGUGCGUGUGUGUGUGUGUGUAUAUGUGUGUGUGUGUGCGUGUGUGUCUGCGCAAGGAUGUGAACGGAGCUGUUGGUGCGGGUGCUUUGAGGGGACAUUUAGGUACUCAAGAGUUCAUAAUAGCGACAGUGACCGUAGACCGCCAAAUCGAAUUGUUGUCAGUACCCCCGGAGCUAUAGCUUUGUGACAACGUUCAUCAGACGCAAAUUAGGCCUGUUCUUUUUUCAACUCGCUGAUUUUCCUCAUGUGAUCAAGACAGUAAAAAAAAGGAUCCUCUUGAAUAUAAAUGACUAUGCACUUAUUACGCUUCCUCUGGAGCAACAAAGAUGUAUUUGAACUAGGUUUUUUUUUUCUAUAUCGUAAUGCUCAUUGUUUUCGACUCCUAAGAGAAAUACAGAGCUGAGCUGAGCUGGUUUAACCCAAAUGGUUGCGCAACGCACGGAGACAAAGCUCAAACUGACCAGGGGUGGGAUUAUAGGCCGCUUACUUAAUUAUCACCAGUUUAAAGGAAAAGGAUGUUGUCUAUUGUGUUAAAACAUUGGGAGAACGGCAUUUUUUACGAGCUUACCUGCUCGCUGUACAGAGUCCAGCAUAGAUAAAUGGUGUAUUUUGUAUGCGCAUGUGUGUUUGGGACGGAUCUAGUGUGAAAUAAACAUUGAACCAUGUUGUUUGUAGCUUUCAGUUUAGCCAGAUUAUGGCUCGCAAUUCCCUUCAACGUUUCGUCUUUCUUUUGAUUUCCUGAUCGCAAAGAGUACGCCAUUCUGUAUGUCAUAUGUUUGUUUCGUUACCAUCGUCAUUGCUGCUUCUCUAUUUGGUGCAGUCUGUCAGAAACUUUUACGACGCUAUCUUUUACAUACUUUAGUAGUCUAUUCAUGUUUGUUACGAUUUAAAUACAAGGUGAAAACUUUAAUUGUUUGUCCGCCUACAAUGAAGCUUAUCUGUAUGUAAGUGCGUGUUGACGUGUUUAAGAGUCUGUGGUGUAUAUUUUUUCUGUAUAGCGCCACGUGCGAACGCGCGACAUGAGCGCGUAUCACGUUCGCGUUUUGCAGGUACACUCCAAUGGUGCGCGAAGCGAGGUAUUAGAUCGAUGUUGCUUUAUAAUUAGGGGCGUAUUUUUGGAACGUGAAUUCGAUUAAGGACCUCUAGAAGAAAACAUCAGGGAGAAUAGCUUAAGGCCGACGGAAUCGUGAGUUGUUCUACGCUAUGAGAAUACAGGCUUUUGUGAAACAGGUGCACACGUGAUUUUGAGCUGACAGUCAAUGGCGGCAAUUGUACCGGUAGAACGCGAUAUGGGACGCAAUUCGUUAGCACCUUUUAACCCGUUGCUUGUCAUAAAUCGCGCAAAUAAGAUUGCAUAGAACGAGAGACAGGUAAUAUACGACUGACAUAUAUGAUCAUUUACAUAACAACUGGCGAACGAGUUGAUUGAUGAUGACGCAAGAGGAAUACUGCUACGCUUAUCGAGGGAAGAUAAACAUGAUUUCCAUUAUACACACCAUCACGCUAAUCACAAAAGCAACAAUUAGUAACAUUGUAAUCAAUCAGUUAUUAAAGUGCGAUUGUAACAAGGAAACAGGGACAAAAACGAAAACGAUGUAAACAUGACGAAAAAUAAUAACACGUUUCAAUGUUUUUUUUUUUUUGUAAAUGUAAUAAUACCAAUACCACUAAUGAUACUUGAUAAUUACAAUUACCGAUAUAGUAGCAGCUUGGAGUUGGAAGUGCGUGAUAUAUAUAUAUAUAUAUAUGGAAUUAUGAAGAUAUCCGGCAAAAGAGAUUAGAGUGUAAGAAAACCGUGACGGAAGUUCAUCACCUGCGCUAUAUUGACGAUAACAAGAGCAACAACCACAACAAUGACGCAAUUAUUAUUACUAUGAAAUGCUAGUAACUACUGCGAUCCAAACAAGGUGAUGACUCAAAAUGAUAGAAAUCGCUGACCCGAAUCGUUUUCGUGAACUGUAAAAUGACAACACAAAAGCAUCUGUUCCAUCAUUUUAUAAUUGGAGGGAAACAAAAUGAGAGAACAACUGCUAUGGCUGCUAACGUAGUGAAGUCUUCUCUACAACUCGUAUAUAUAUAUAUAUAUAUAUAUAUAUUUAAUGAAGAUAUGAAAGCACC